GAGCGCGGCGGAGCGCCAGCCCGGCCGCAGAGCUUGGCCUGGACGCUGCCGUCGUGCAACUGCCUGGCGCCCGGGGGGCCGGCGGAGCCCGCGAGUCCUGCAGGCGGCGAAACCGGAAUGGCUUAUUCAGAGGAACCAGGAGUUGUUCCCUGUGGUUUCAUCCGUCAGAAUUCUGGCAAUUCCAUUUCCUUGGACUUUGAGCCCAACACCGAGUACCAGUUUGCGGAGGAGUUGGAAGAACGGUACAAAUGUGCCUUCUGCCAUUCGGUGCUUCACAACCCCCAUCAGACCGGCUGCGGGCAUCGUUUCUGCCAGCACUGCAUCCUGUCCCUGAGAGAAGUGAAUGUCAUGCCAAUCUGUCCAGUAGACAAGGAGGUCAUCAGGCCUCAGGAGGUGUUUAAAGACAACUGUUGCAAAAGGGAGGUCCUCAAUCUGUAUGUGUACUGCAAAAACGCUCCUGGGUGUAAUGCCAAAAUCAUUCUGGGACGGUUCCAGGACCACCUUCAGCAGUGCCCCUUCCAAGCCGUGCCUUGCUCCAACGACAACUGCCGGGAAGCCAUGCUCCGGAAAGACCUGGAAGAGCACCUGAGCGCACGCUGCCAGUUUCGAGAGGAAAAAUGCCUUUACUGUAAAAAGGAAGUGGCCGUGAUCAACCUGCAGAAUCAUGAGGAAACCUCGUGUCCUGAGUGUCCAGUGUCUUGUCCCAACAAGUGUUUGCAGAUUAUCCCGAGGAAUGAGGUGAAUAAACACCUUGCUGUGUGUCCUGAGGCUGAAGAAGACUGUCCCUUUAAGCACUAUGGCUGUGCUGUCCAGGAGAAGCGGGGGAAGCUUCAGCAGCACCAGCAGGUGGCCCUGCGCGAGCACAUGCUGCUGGUUUUAGAGAAGAAUUUCCAACUAGAACAGCAGAUUUCGGACUUACAUAAGAGUCUAGCGCAGAAAGAAAGCAAGAUCCAGCAGCUGGCGGAGACCGUGAAGAGAUUCGAAAAGGACUUCAAGCAGUUCACCCAGCUGCUGGGCAGAAACGGAAGCUUCCUCUCAAACAUGCAGGUUCUCACCAAUCACAUUGACAAGUCCACUUGGCUAGAAGCACAAGUGUGUCAGUUACUCCAGAUGGUUAACCAGCAACAAAGCAAAUUUGACCUGAGACCUUUGGUGGAAGCAAUUGACACCGUGAAACAGAAGAUCACCCUGCUGGAAGCCAGGGAUCAAAGACUGGUCGUCUUAGAAGGGGAGACUAACAAGCACGACACCCACAUAAACAUCCACAAAGCACAGCUGAAUAAAAAUGAGGAGCGGUUUAAGAUGCUGGAGGGUGCCUGUUACAGUGGGAAGCUCAUCUGGAAGGUGACAGAUUACAGGGUGAAGAAGAAGGAGGCUGUGGAUGGACACGCAGUGUCCGUCUUCAGCCAGCCCUUCUACACCAGCCGCUGUGGCUACCGGCUCUGUGCUAGAGCAUACCUGAAUGGGGAUGGGUCUGGGAAGGGGACACACCUGUCCCUGUACUUUGUGGUGAUGCGAGGGGAGUUUGACUCCCUGCUACAGUGGCCGUUCAGACAGAGGGUGACCCUGAUGCUUUUGGACCAGAGUGGCAAGAAGAACCACAUCAUGGAGACCUUCAAAGCCGACCCCAGUAGCAGCAGCUUUAAGAGGCCGGAUGGAGAGAUGAACAUUGCCUCUGGCUGUCCCCGCUUUGUGGCGCACUCCACCCUGGAGAAUGCCAAGAACACCUACCUUAAAGAUGACACCCUGUUCUUGAAAGUGGCUGUGGAUUUAACCGACCUGGAGGAUCUCUAACUAUGGUGUGACAGGAAAGCUUCAUGGGUCCAGACAAUGCAGAGGACACAGGGCGACCGCAUCCGCCUCCUCUUAGACUCAGUGUGCAUUUGAAUCAGCCUUUUGCCUUUCGUGUCAGAAGUGCCGUCUUUCGUACCGGAUCCUGCCCCAGUUUGAAAGUUAAAAACUCUUAGACUAUUAUUAUUUAUAUUUUUAUAUUCUAUGAAGGAUUAUCUGUCUUGGAAAUAAAGCCUGUCUCUCAGCGGUGCUGAGGGCUGUCCCAGGUGCUGUUGGAA
Nannospalax galili (Upper Galilee mountains blind mole rat) is the source of this 2069-nucleotide messenger RNA. RefSeq names its product TNF receptor associated factor 5 (gene Traf5). The record is from RefSeq and is a predicted model, not a curated record. The coding region runs from base 118 to 1794 and encodes 558 amino acids. Gene Ontology annotation, molecular function: tumor necrosis factor receptor binding; thioesterase binding; zinc ion binding. Gene Ontology annotation, biological process: positive regulation of JNK cascade; positive regulation of canonical NF-kappaB signal transduction; tumor necrosis factor-mediated signaling pathway. The transcript has 11 exons. NCBI's taxonomy places the organism in Eukaryota, Metazoa, Chordata, Mammalia, Rodentia, Spalacidae. Gene Ontology annotation, cellular component: plasma membrane signaling receptor complex.